Molecule: messenger RNA, 6136 nt
Organism: Daktulosphaira vitifoliae (grape phylloxera)
Lineage: Eukaryota; Metazoa; Arthropoda; Insecta; Hemiptera; Phylloxeridae
Gene: shtd
Product: anaphase-promoting complex subunit 1
Exons: 33
Coding region: 210-6077 (1955 amino acids)
Biological process (GO): protein K11-linked ubiquitination; metaphase/anaphase transition of mitotic cell cycle; anaphase-promoting complex-dependent catabolic process
Cellular component (GO): anaphase-promoting complex
Molecular function (GO): molecular adaptor activity
Source: RefSeq, a predicted model, not a curated record
GACUUAAAUGAUAAUUCCGGUAAUUCCUGAAAUUUAAAAUGUGUAAUUUUUCAAACCUUAGAAGUUUGUUGUUUUAAGUUAAGUAAAAAAAAAAUUUAACGUGUAUUAAAAAUCGUUUUACUAUGAAUUGACUCAAUAAAUCUCUUUAAACCUUUUUUGGUCGUUGAUAGAUUUUAUUACAUGCUUUAAAUCUGGAUGAACAUACUGCAAUGUUAGCCGCCACAAACCCACAAGUUUUUAUACCUUUUGGGCGGCAACAUGUCAAAAAUAGAUAUAUAGGUGAAGUAACUACACCAUCAGUUGGUUACUAUGACCGACCAGAGCUUCAUUCUGAUGAGUUUUUGCUAAAAAACACUAAGCUAUUAGAGAUAAAUGAAUCUCAUAAAAAAAAUAAAGAAAGUUUUGUAUUAAGAGAAAAAGAUGGAGCUGAAGAAGAAUUGUAUGUUAAUGGAAAAAUAGUUGUGCACAGUAGAGGUAAUACAUUGAAAUCAAUUGCAGAUAAAGAUGAUUAUUCUCCAAGUAGUCGAACACUUAUUUGUACCUAUACUAUGGAAACUAAUGUUAGUCAUGCACUAUGGACCAUAUUUAAUAUAUCACCUGAAGAUAAAUGCAAUGAAAAAAAUUCUAAAGGCAAAUUGGUUCCAUGUAUUUGUAUUGUUGAUGCAAAAAAAAUUAGCUUAUUUGCUGAGGGAGGAGAUGUGUGGCAUACACCACUUUAUUUUAAAGUCAUAUCUGUUUGGAAUACUAAUUUUGGUUUAAUAAUAGAAAGAGAUUUAGGAAAUAUAUCUAUUGAUAUGACUGGAAAAUCAUUACCAUUGCCUACAAUUUAUUCAUUGAGUCAACCUUUAAAGGAAAUAUUACCAUUAUUUUUACUUAAACAAGGAAGUGUUUUACAGUAUGCAAGGGAUUGCUUAACCACAAUAGUUUUUACAAGUACUGAUUUAAAUAUUUGUCUAAUGUAUGAUGUGUUAAGUGGAUUGCACAGCGUAUGGAAAAUUAGAAAACCUACUAAUGAAGAAUUUAAUAUAAUGUGUGGACAGGAUUCUAUGUGUUCUACUACAACAAAUCCAUCUUAUAUACCAACUAAUAGUAAUCAUGUUCACGCUUUGUCUAAUUCUUUAGUGGCUGGUUCAGGGUUUUUAACUGAAAGGGUAACCCAUAAUCAUCCAGUAAAUUCUAGCCCUUUCACAUUUAACAGUAGACGCAGCACACCAAAUAUUAUGUCACCUUUUAAUACAAUGAGUCCUAUGACUGGAGUAAGCCAUUACAAUUCACUUGUAUGGAAUAGCCCUUCAAAUACAUCAAAACGCAGUUGGCGACCUAAUACAACAAUCACAGCUAAUAGUCAAAUAUAUAAUACUCCUUCAUCAAUGUCUCGCAUUGCAAAUGCUAGACUUGGUCAUGGCAGUAUGUAUGUUGGAGAUAAUAAUUCAAAACCCGUUAGUCCAGAUAUUUGUCUUGAAUAUUUAUGGACUGAAAAUGAUGGAAAUAAAGGACAUCAAGAAAUGAGUGCUGCUACCAAAGUAUUUGUUGCUGCCAAUUUUGUGAAACAACAUUUUUUAUGUUAUCUUAUUCCUUCUAAGAGCCAAUUAAUAUUUGUUGAGAUGGAUGGACUUGAAAAUAAUGAUAUUUCAUUAAGAAAUUUAUCAUUUGUAUCUGCCAAAGAUGCUGCUUAUUUAUCUUCAUUAAAAUUAAUUGUUCUUAUGGAUUGUCAAAACAGUAUAACAUUGUACUCUGGAGUUUUAAAAAUUGGAUCUGUUCAGUUGGGUAGUAUGUAUUCAGUAUUUGAUGAGAAUACUUCUUACUUUACUGCCACAAAUAAAUCAACCACUGGUACUCCUUUAAUGAGCCGUAAAAGCUUGUUGAGCUCCACUAGAAAUGAAGACUUGCAACAUAAUAUCAACAUUAAUAACUUUAUGCCCUACUGUGAAAAUGAAACUCAAUUAAUGAUACCCAGUGAAACCAAUUGUUCAGAAUCUGUAAUUAAUUGUUUUAAAUCAAAGACAGACAUAAAAUACUUAAGAGAUCCAAUAGAGUCACGUGUGACAUUAGUUCAUCUUGAUGGAAGUAUGAUCCGAGUUGAAUUUCCAGUUAUAAGUUCAUCACCAUUAGUUUCUAAAUGCUUGAAAACAUUACAAAAUAUACUUGAAAAAUCUGUUGUUAUGGAACUAAUGGCCAAAUGGUACACUAUAAGAAAUGCCCCUGGGUCUCAAAAUAUAAGUGGUCAUGAAGAAUGGAUCUUAUUUUUAAGGAUGAUUCUUAAACUUCUAGGAUAUAAUAUAGAAGCACUACCUUUAACUUGUGAUUCAUUAAACGCUAAUAAUGAUACUCCAGCUAAAUCAAAAAAACAAAGAAUUUUAGAUAUUGGUAGUGAUGAAGAUUGGACUUACAUGUUAAAAUCUUCAUUUAGUCGUUCUCGAGGAAAUAAUAUUGCACUUUCCUUGGGUCUCAAAAAUAAAAUUGAAAAAUAUACCAAUCAUGAACUUAGUGAUGAUUCUACUUCAAAGUAUAGCAUUGAUAUCAAUGCUUUACUGUUUCCACAUAUUUAUAACAUUAUAUUCGCACUUCAUUUAGUGUAUGAAGACCUUAAACUAAAUACUUUGAAGUCUGAUUUGUUACCAUUAAUCGUAGAACUGUUGCACCAAUUAGCUUCAGAUUUAAAACUAGAAGAAUAUGUUUAUUAUUAUUGGAAAGAUUUUCCACUACUCUGUAAUAGAGAAAAAAUAAUUCAAUCAAGACAAAUAAGGGAUGUCGAUGUUAGAAUGCUUAGUGUUCCAUCAUACUUUAAAGAAAGUCCACCUAAUAUAUUCAAAACUUGUUACUUACUAAUAAAAUACUAUACAGCUGAUCCAUAUCCUUGUUUACAAAAUGUUAAUAGAAGAUCCAAAAAUAUAAUUCAGAUUUAUGGAUUGCUUUGUUUGAAAAAUAAAUCUAAAUUAGAAGCUAUUACUGAAUUUUUAAAUCCUUUAAAAAUAAACUUAAAUAAUCAAGAUUCUGUUAUAUAUGAAAAAUUAGACAUGAAAUCACGUGUGUCUAAAUAUUAUCAAGCUACACUUUUUAUGUCUAAAAUUGGUGUCACACAACAAACAUUGCUAACAUAUCCUCCUGGUAUAGCAAUGCUAUUAUGUGAUGUUAUUAAUAAAUGUAGAGAAAAUCCACCAAGUAACUGGCCAAAAUCUGCUUAUGACCUAAUUAUGCGCGAAGAUUUAGCCUCUCAAAACUUAACAAAUUUCCAUACAAUCAAUGAAAAAAAAAAAACUAUUAAUGUGGAAAAAUUAAUUAAUUGGGGUGAAACUAGUGAAGUUGAAAGUGGUGUUAUUAAAGAUGGAAUGGAAAAUCUUGAUACAGAUGUAAUGAAACUUUUAUGGAAUAAAGAUCACCGUAUUACUGAUGUACGGAACUUUCUUCAAUCUUGUCAUCCGGUAACUAUUGGUAUUAAACAACCUCCAGAAGCAAGUGAUCAUGAUUUUAUCGAGGAGCAAGAAAAAUAUUUGUACUCAAUAUGUUCAAGAACUAUGGCUUUACCUAUUGGAAGAGGUAUGUUUACUAUGAGAUCUAUUCAGCCUGUAGUUACUGAGCCACUUCCUUUGCCAAAAUUAUGUUUGUCCGGAAAAACUCCUCGUGGUGCUGCAGUUGAGCUUAGUCAUAUAGAUGUUGUUCCAAAUAUGAAUCUUUGGCCUUUGUUUCACAAUGGAGUAGCUGCAGGCUUACGUAUUAUGCCAUCAGCUGAUAAUAUUGAUUCAACAUGGAUUUUAUAUAACAAACCUAGAAAUGGAGCUGAUGCAUUACCAGAACACGCAGGUUUUCUUAUGGCAUUAGGUUUGAAUGGUCAUAUUACUAAUUUAGCUACUAUGAAUACAUAUGAUUACUUGAGUAGACCUCAUGAAAUGAUAAGUGUAGCUCUGCUUAUUGGUUUAGCAGCAGCUAAAAGAGGUACAAUGGAUACAGAAAUAACACGUAUGCUAUGCAUAUUCAUUGAAUCAUUACUGCCUCCUACAACAAUUGAGCUAGAUAUGAGUCAAAAUCUUCAAAUAGCAGCAUUAUUAAGUAUUGGUUUAUUAUACCAGAAAACAGCCCAUAGGCACAUUGCUGAAGCACUUUUGUCUGAAAUUGGCCGUCCACCCGGUCCAGAAAUGGAUAACAGUAUAGAUAGAGAAUCAUAUUCCUUAGCUGCUUCACUUGGUCUUGGUUUAGUUGUUUUAGGAAAAGGUUCUGAUGUAGUUGGUCUUAGUGAUUUAUCUAUUGCUGACAUGUUACAUUACUAUAUGGUUGGUGGACAUAAAAAACCGUUAACUGGUGCACAAAAAGAUAAGUAUAUUAAUCCAAGCUACCAAAUAAGAGAAGGUGAAAUGGUCAAUAUUGAUGUAACUUCAAGAGGUGCCACAUUGGCAUUAGGAAUGAUGUAUUUUAAAACUGGUAAUUUAGCUGUAGCCAAUUGGAUGAGCAUUCCUGACUCUCCUUACUUGUUAGACUUCAUUAAUCCUGAAUUUAUAUUACUCAAAAUGUUAGCUAGAGGAUUAAUUAUGUGGGAUUAUAUAGUACCUACAAAAGAAUGGAUUGAAAGCUUUGUACCUCAAUCAAUUCAGCAAUAUUGUUUAGUAAAGCCAAAACCAGGAAUGGCAAAUCCUGAUCUUGAAACUAUUAAUCAAACAUACUGUAACAUAAUAGCUGGUUGUAGUAUGGCAAUGGGUUUGCGUUUUGCAGGAACUGCUAAUGAUGAAGCUUUCAAAACUCUUUUAUCAUAUUGUCAAAUGUUUAUAUCAUUGUGCAGUAAGUCAGUCGCUGAACUUUGUGGGAAGUCAACCAUUGAAACUUGCAUCAAUGUUACUCUGCUUUCAUUAGCAAUGGUUAUGGCUGGAACAGGGGAUUUGGAAGUAUUACGAAUAUGUAGAUUCUUAAGAUCAAGAGUUAGCUCCUCGCCUCUUAGUGUUAUUACUUACGGCUCACAUUUAGCCACUCAUAUGGCAUUGGGACUAUUGUUUUUAGGUGGUGGAAAAUACAGUCUUUCUACUACACCUGAAGCAGUUGCUGCAUUAAUUAUUGCAUUUUAUCCACAAUUUCCAACUCAUAGUAAUGAUAAUAGGUACCACUUACAAGCUUUUCGACAUCUUUACAUUUUAGCUACUGAGCCUAGGUUAAUAAUACCUAGAGAUAUUGAUUCUGGAGAUUUAUGCUAUGUUCACUUAAAAGUGGUUUUUUUGGAUACUGAAUAUUAUAAAAACCAAUUUUAUACUAUAAAAGCUCCAUGUUUAUUACCAGAAUUGUGUUUGCUUAAAGAAGUAUGUGUUGAAGAUGAAAGAUAUUGGUCAGUAGUAUUUGAACGUGAACGAAAUUGGGAAACUCUUAGAACCAUGCUAAAUAAUGUGAAAACUUUAAAAGUAAAACAUAAAGCUGGACAUUUAUCUUAUACAGAAGACCCAAAUGGUUACAAAUCAUUAAUGGCCCAAACUCAUUCAUCCAACGAUUUUACAUCAUGGUCUAUUUCUCCUGAAACUAUAUAUGGAUUUUCAUCUGAUCCAAAAAUUGUUCAAAUGGUGCGAUAUUUUUUAAAUUUGUCUAAUGAUACACUUAACAACAUGCCAAAAAAAUCAGUAAUAAGACAAUAUGCGCAGAUAUUAUUCAAUUCUGUUGUUCAUGAUAAAGUAUUCAUACUGCCCCUCUGGAUGACAAUAAUGAAAAUUUUAAAUAAUUUUCCUCAACCACCAAGUAGUUAUUUUUGUUGGCAAAUAAAACUAUUUGUAGAAUCUGCCUACACUAAAGCAUGUCGUGAACCACAUUCUAAUAGUAGACCAAAAUUAAUUUCACCUCUGGUCGCCAUGUCAAUAGAAAAUAUGUGUGAAACUAUUAUUUCAGAUUGGGAAUCAGAUGAUGGAGUUACAGUUAAAAAAUGUUGGGACACAACUUUAAAUGAUGUUUCAAAUAUCAAAUUGAUUAAAAGUGCCUACUGUUCGUUAUUAGAUAUCCCUUUCAAAUCAAAAAUACCAAAUUCAGCUUUCAUGUCGCCAUUGGCAAUGUAUGCAAGUACCAGAAAUAUGUACUUAUCAACAGAAUCAAUUAAUAAGUUAUGUUCACAAUAAUUUUUAAAAUCAGACGUUUUACAUUUUUUAAGUUUAAAUAAAACAAUAUUUAUACAUUA